AGCCUACAGUAAACGCGCUAAACUAAAGUACAAGGUGGUACCCUGACCUUGUUCCUCACGCUGUGGGCCUAUUUCAUUGAUAUUGCCAAAGAUUUUUGAAGCUUUUUUAAGGAUGCGAAGACGCUUGGUAGUUCUUACGUAAACAGUUCAGGUCUUAAUUAACAUUUAUAGUGUGAAGAACUAAAGCUUCCACCAGAUAAUUACGACGUAGUUACAGACGCUUGCUGUAGUAUAUUCCAAAGCGGAUUGCGCGUUUGGAUUACUUGAACUCAAUGAAUAUUGUGUUGUGAAAUCACCUGAUGUAUCAUGAAUCUUAGUAAAGUAGCUGGAAAAAGUAUUAUAUUCAAAUAGGCCAGGUACGUCGGUGUCAGAUUGCUCCUCAGUCUACAGGUGGUUAAUUUGGGUUUGCCCAACCUUCCUAACCGUUCAUUGUAAAAUAACUAAGCAGAUGUCCUGUAAACUCUUACCAAUGGACUGUAGACAUUCAUGGAGUUGCAUUCAAGACAAGGGUUUGUGACAUCCACAGGGGGCUUUUAUUUUGACCAUACCGGUGUUUAAUAAAGCAUCUUGAAUAGAUUGUUUAUCUAAUUUCUAUCCAGAUUAUGGUUUAGGACAAACAACUCUCAUAUCACAGUACCAUUCAGAAUUAAGAUUUUAAUUUCCAUUAGUAUGUAACAUACUCGUAUUGAUAUGAACUGUCACACACAUUGAAUAUCUUUUCCGGAGAUAUUUGUUGGGUGCUCAAACGCGUUUGUUUGAUUAUAACAGGUCGAUUGUUUAAUCGAAAAGUAGGAGCAUAAUGUUAGUCCUAGGAUAAAGAAAAUGUACAAUUGUUUUCACACAAAUAUUGGUGGGACUAAUUUAUACACAAUGACGCUAAGGUUACCUAAUGACAGCUCACAUACUCCUGUUGCACCUCGUGAAGCAGCAUAGACCGCCCACCAGUAUUCCCCACCGAACUUUGUUCUGGGCGGUCCUUUCCAGCUGUUACUUAUCGUUUUGAUUUCUACCCCCAACUCCCGACCUAAUGUAAUCUUUUUCUUUUACUUUCCGGAUUCCAAGUUAACGCUUUUUUCGUUACACAGUUUCAUUUCCUUAUUGUUUGUCCUAUCGAUUUCCAGCGUCUUUUUCUAACUUCCUCUUCAGGUGUAAGCUGGUUUGUUUUCUCCCGCAAAAAAUUGUUGCUGAUGAUAUCCGGUCAACAACAGGGAAGAGUAAGCAGCCUCUUCUGACACUAGUCCUGACUUGGAAUGCUUCUGUCAGCUGUCUUCCAUGUACAACUUUUCAGAGUAGUCCGUCGUAUGAAUUCUGGAUGAUAUUGACGAUUUCGUCAGGUACACCAUAGUGUCGAAGAUUGUUCCGUAGAGUCCUCCUAUCCUAACUGUCAAGUGCUCCUCAUAGUAAAAAAAGUUGAUGUGCAGUGAAGAAUUCCAUUCAAUUGAUUAUUCAGCAAUGAUCUGUAGUGUCGCGAUUUGGUCUGUACACGACCGGUCCUUACGGGAUCCGGUCUGUUGAUCUCAAAGCUUGGCGUCUACUGAAUCUCCCAUCCUGCUUAGCAACACUGUUGAAAACUUUUCCCGUUACCGAUAGUAGUGUGAUGCCUCUUUAGUUUUCACAUUCGCUCAUGUCUCCCUUCUUUGGUAUCUUGGUGAGAUAUGCUUCUUUUGAGUCUGUCAGUGGCACUUGUUCUUCCUCCCAAAUCUUUCUAAAUGAAACGUGGAGCAUGUUUGUAGUUACUUCGAUGUCUGAAUUCAGUAUUUCAGCUGGUAUAUUGUCAAGUGCUACUGCUUUCUCACUCUGAUUUGUCUGAUGGCCAUGUUGAUUUCUCUGAUCGUUGGUGGAGUGAUAGCUGUAGGAAGGUCUUUGUGUACUCUUAGAUGUUCCGUGAGUUCAGUGGAGCUGGCCUAUCCGAGAGUUCCUCGAAGUAUUCUACCCAUCUGUCAACUUUUCCGCUCUGCUAGCUAUGAUUUCUCAUGAAAAUCCAAACAAAAUUAACGCUUACAUGAUAAAUGGCUGAUCAUAUCUACCUUCUAAUUUUAUUCCCCUUCUUUCUGCCAGUACUACCUUAGUGUUUUAGAUUUGUACCUAGUCUCCUCACUCUUUGAUUCGAUACUGUUAAAACGCAGUUUCUUCACUUUUAUAUAUGGUUGUCUAUCACCACUUGAUUGUGUGCUCACUCAUUUGACUUUGUGUUUAGAAAUCAUUUUUUAAAAUAUACACUGAGUAGUUGAAAUGCUAUUAUUUACGACCUAGGAAACUCUUGGGGUCGGUAAAUAGACCUAGAUCAGAAAAAACCAACUAAUACUUUUGCGAUUUGUGUAGAGGCUCUGAAAAUCGAAUACUGACAAUAUGGAUAAAUGAUAAACCUGUUGUUUUAGUGUUUCAUGUUCACAAGGUUUUUCUCAUUUUAGUAGAUCUCUGCUCAUUUUUGGAUUGCAGUAUCAUUUAAUGGGCCAUUUACUGAUUACCAAUAUGUAGGUCACAUAAGAUGGGGCUUCCUCAUUUACCUUUUGCCCACUGUAUCACUCAGUGAAGUUAUAAACCAGAGGGGAUAACACAAAAUUAUUAGUUGGUAAGAAUGCUUGAUACCUUCAAAAGAAAUUCAACAUUCUUCUUAGAACCAAAACGGCAUAUAAAACCAACCAUAAGAGUUUGACCUCUUAUAUUUGAUCAACAUCUGACGGGAUAAUUAAUCACACCCAAAUCAUGUUCAUUCGGUCCAUCAUUGAUAGUUUUCCGAAAACGUGGAUCAUUCAAAAGAGAUAUCUCCCAAAGAUUAAAAUUCCUGAAUAUCUUUUAGACAGAACAGUAAAACCAGAAGAAGUUUUAAGUCGCCUUACACCUGAGGAUACAGAAAGGUUGGAAUUUUGUAUGGCAGAAUAUCAAAAUAUGCUUGAGAAAGGUGCUGAUGUUCCGAAGUCUUUAAAUAAAAGGAAUGUUCUGGACCUGUUGUGCUGCACCAGUCCUACAUCUCGAAUAAAAUUUCUAAGGUUUUUGUUCAAGUGUGAGAAGCGCGAUGAAAAUGCUCUUAUGAAAAAGUUAGAGAAGGUAACUGUUGUCUCUGACAGAACACAUGGAUCUUGUGACCGUAUUCUUCGAAUAAUUGAUGACAAAUGUUUCCGUUCACAUUGGGAUUUUUGGCAAGCUUCUGAAAUACGUUGUCCCGAUUCAGCUCAGCCUUUAUUAUUUGAUUUCUCAUAUGAAUCUGAGAUGAGAUUAGUUGAUUUAAGGUCUCUCUCCAAUCAAAUGACGUAUGUUCUGAACAGGAAUCGUAUAAUGAGACCUCAUCCAUUCCAUAUGGUGCUUUGUGGUUUAAAACAAGGAACAAAUCAGUUUGCUUACAUGGAAGAAGCUUUUGGUGUGAAUGCGAAGCUAUCAACUAUUAAAAGCUUGAACGAGCUUCCGUGGACGAUCACUCCCAAUCAUUUUUCCCAUGAAUAUCCUAUUCAUGAUUUAGAACAGCCUGUUAUACUGUUGUCGCCAAAUGCACGUCAAACAUUUGAAGCUGGUGAAUAUGACCAUAAUGCUGCUUAUGUCAUUGGGGCAAUAGUGGAUAAAGCUGUUCGGAGACCAAUUUCUUCUGCAAUAGCUCGACAGUUACGCAUAAAAUGUGUCAGUUUACCUUUGGAUCGCUAUAUAAAAUGGGGAAGUGGCAAAAGCAAAACACUAUCCAUAAACUGCAUUCAUGCGAUAAUGUGUGCAGCCAAGGAAACUAAUGGAGACUGGAAGAGAGCUCUACUUGAAAAUAUUCCUUCACGAUUUUAUGCUCUUCCAUCAAAAGAAUCUGUUGUAUAUAAAAGUACAUAAAGCCGCAUUUGUCUUUACGUAUGCUUUUUGAUAAUACAUAAUCCUUCUUAAUGUGUAAGUAGUCCAAUUCAUAGUACUUUAAUAGAUGUUAACGUAGCUCUAAUAUUGCGCAAACAUAUGCCAAUUACUUCUGAUAUUCUUAAAUUACGUAUAUGACAUUAUUUGUUUAUAAUGUAUACAAUACCGAGAACACUUUCAUUUCAUCAACUAAUAUCCCAGUCUUUUUUUUACAUAUGAGUACCAAGUCGGAUAGAAAACCAUAUAUAGUAAAUUAUAAUGGGUUUCGCGUAAUGCAUGCAAUUGGUUAAGCUGUUUGAAUGCAUCAACGUACUGUAAAAUGUGGUAGAUUCAGUUGUCGUCUCUACAGUUUGUUUCAAAGCUAUUCCUUGAUAUUGAUCUGGGAUCUUCGUAACUAAAGAUAGUUAUGUCAAUUGAACGGUCUAUGUUAAUACGAACACCUGUCUUUACCCUUUUAUUGAUCGUUU
Schistosoma haematobium is the source of this 4292-nucleotide messenger RNA. RefSeq names its product Secreted beta-glucosidase sun1. The coding region runs from base 2707 to 3807 and encodes 366 amino acids. NCBI's taxonomy places the organism in Eukaryota, Metazoa, Platyhelminthes, Trematoda, Strigeidida, Schistosomatidae. Gene Ontology annotation, molecular function: tRNA binding. Gene Ontology annotation, biological process: mitochondrial tRNA 5'-end processing; positive regulation of mitochondrial translation. The record is from RefSeq and is a predicted model, not a curated record. The transcript is spliced from 8 exons. Gene Ontology annotation, cellular component: nucleoplasm; mitochondrion; nucleus.